GCAGUUGGCGGGUGCCCGGGCGGGUCGAAGGAAGCACCCAGAAGGCGCUCUUGCCCGGCGGCGGCGGCGGCACAGGCCCCGGCCUACCUCACAGGGCGAGACAUCAAGCACCAGCAUCAGGAUGAGUGUGGAAGCGAGCGGCAAGCCCCUGAAAGUGGGCUCUAGAGUGGAAGUCAUCGGGAAGGGGUACCGAGGAACGGUGGCCUACGUGGGUGCCACCUUGUUUGCCACUGGGAAGUGGGUUGGCGUCAUCCUGGAUGAAGCGAAAGGCAAGAACGACGGCACAGUGCAGGGCAGGAAGUAUUUCACCUGCGAGGAAAACCAUGGCAUCUUUGUGAGGCAGUCACAGAUCCAGGUUUUCGAUGAUGGCGCAGAUACAACAUCCCCGGAAACGCCGGAGUCUUCUGCCUCAAAGGUCCCCAAGAGAGAUUCCUCAGAAGGUCCCAAAGCCAGCAAACUGCCCACCCGGACGGCCAGUUCAGCAGCGUCCAGCGGCACACCGGGGCUCUCUGGCUCGGCCUCGGCCUCGGCCGGAGAGAUGAGCAGCAGCGAGCCGAGCACACCUGCGCAGACCCCGCUGGCAGCACCUGUGGUCCCCACCCCGUCUCUCACGUCUCCGGUGGCUCCUCCGGCGAUCCUGUCGCCAACCAAGGAGGAGGAGAACUUGCGUGGUCAGGUGCGAGAUCUCGAGGAGAAGCUGGAGACCCUCAAGAUGAAGCGGAACGAAGACAAGGCCAAGCUGAAGGAGCUGGAGAAGUACAAGAUCCAGCUGGAGCAGGUCCAGGAGUGGAAGAGCAAGAUGCAGGAGCAGCAGGCGGAGCUCCAGAAGCGCCUGAAGGAGGCGAAAAAGGAAGCCAAAGAGGCCCUGGAGGCCAAAGAGCGCUACAUGGAGGAAAUGGCCGACACGGCGGAUGCUAUUGAGAUGGCCACCCUGGACAAGGAGAUGGCGGAGGAGCGGGCGGAGUCCCUGCAGCAGGAGGCCGACUCCCUGAAGGAGAAGGUGGAGGACCUCACCAUGGACCUGGAGAUCCUGAAGCACGAGAUCGAGGAGAAGGGUUCAGACGGUGCCGCCUCCAGCUACCAUGUCAAGCAGCUGGAAGAGCAGAACGCCCGGCUGAAGGAGGCGCUCGUGAGGAUGCGGGACCUGUCUGCCUCGGAGAAGCAGGAGCACGUGAAGCUGCAGAAGCACAUGGAGAAGAAGAACGUGGAGCUGGAGUCGCUGCGCCAGCAGAAGGAGAAGCGGCAGGAGGAGCUGAAGCAGGCGGAAAGGACCAUCGACGAGCUGAAGGAGCAGGUGGAUGCUGCCCUGGGGGCUGAGGAGAUGGUGGAGACCCUGACUGAGAGGAACCUGGAUUUGGAGGAGAAGGUCCGGGAGCUCCGGGAGACAGUGGGAGACCUGGAAGCCAUGAACGAGAUGAACGACGAGCUGCAGGAGAAUGCCAGGGAGACGGAGCUGGAGCUGCGGGAGCAGCUGGACAUGGCCACCGCUCGGGUCCGCGAGGCAGAGAAGCGCGUGGAGGCCGCCCAGGAGACGGUGGCCGACUACCAGCAGACCAUCAAGAAAUACCGGGAGCUGACUGCCCACCUGCAGGAUGUCAACCGAGAACUGAUGAACCAGCAGGAGGCAUCGGUGGAGAGGCAGCAGCAGCCUCCGCCCGAAAUGUUUGACUUCAAGAUUAAAUUUGCCGAGACGAAAGCGCAUGCCAAGGCCAUCGAGAUGGAGCUGCGUCAGAUGGAGGUGCAGCAGGCCAACCGGCACGUCUCCCUGCUCACCGCCUUCAUGCCAGACAGCUUCCUGCGCCACGGCGGGGACCACGACUGCAUCCUGGUGCUCUUGCUCAUCCCGCGCCUCAUCUGCAAGGCGGAGCUGAUCAGCAAGCAAGCCCAGGAGAAGUUUGAGCUGACCGAGAACUGUGCGGAGCGGGCCGGCCUGCGGGGGGCCCCAGGGGAGCAGCUGAGCUUUGCCGCUGGGCUGGUCUAUUCCCUCAUCCUCCUGCAAGCGACGCUGCACAAAUACGAGCAGGCCUUGAACAAGUGCAACGUGGACGUCUAUAAGAAAGUGGGCACCCUUUAUCCGGAGAUGAGCGUGCACGAGAGGUCCCUGGACUUCCUCAUCGAGCUGCUGCACAAGGACCAGCUGGACGAGACCGUCAACGUGGAGCCCUUGACCAAAGCCAUCAAGUACUAUCAGCACCUGUACAGCAUCCACCUGGCUGAGCAGGCGGAGGAGUGCACCAUGCAGCUGGCUGACCACAUCAAGUUCACCCAGAGCGCCUUGGACUGCAUGAGCGUGGAAGUGGGCAGGCUGCGGUCCUUCCUGCAGACAGGGCAGGAGGCGUCCGACUUGGCGAUUCUCCUGAAGGACCUGGAGACGUCGUGCAGCGACAUCCGGCAGUUCUGCAAGAAAAUCCGGCGCCGCAUGCCCGGCACGGACGCCCCCGGCAUCCCUGCGGCGCUCGGCUUCGGACAACAGGUCGCCGACACGCUGCUGGAUUGCCGCAAGCACCUGACGUGGGUGGUGGCCGUGCUGCAGGAGGUGGCGGCCGCGGGGGCUCAGAUGAUCGCCCCCCUGACGGAGAACGAGGGCCUCCAGGCCGUGAAGCUGGAAGACCUGGCCUUCAAGGCCAGCGAGCAGAUCUACGGCCUGCAAGGCGUCAGCCCCCACGAGUGCCUGCGCCAGUCGUGCAACAUCCUCAUCGCCACCAUGAACAAGAUGGCCACCGCCAUGCAGGAGGGCGAGUACGACGCAGACCGACCCCAGACCAAGCCCCCUCCGCCCGUGGAUCUGCGCGCGGCGGCGUUGCGGGCAGAGAUCACUGACGCCGAGGGCCUGGGGCUGAAACUGGAGGAUCGGGAGACGGUCAUCAAGGAGCUCAAGAAGUCCCUCAAAAUCAAGGGAGAGGAGCUGAGCGAAGCCAACGUGCGGCUCAGCCUCCUGGAGAAGAAGCUGGACAGCUCCUCCAAGGAUGCAGAUGAGCGGGUGGAGAAGAUCCAGACCAAGCUGGAUGAGACCCAAACUCUGCUCAAGAAGAAAGAGAAGGAGUUCGAGGAGACGAUGGAUGCCCUCCAAGCAGACAUUGACCAGCUGGAGUCCGAGAAACUGGAGCUGAAGCAGCGGCUCAGCAACCAGUCCAAGCGCACCAUCGAGGGCCUGCGUGGCGCCCCGCCCUCCGGCAUCGCGUCCGUCAUCUCGGGCAUCACGGGAGGUGUGGGUGCUGGCCAGGUCAUGAUGGGCGGUUCAGGCCCUGUGCAGGUGAAGGACUCCCCGCUCCUCCUCCAGCAGAUCGACGCUAUGCAGCUGUCCAUCAAGCAUCUCAAAAACGAGAACAACCGGCUCAAGGGAGCUCAGAUGAGGCGGGAGCUGGCGUCCCUGUCGCCGCUGCACGUCCCCAAGCUCUCGCUCCCCAAGGACAGGACCGGGGAGGAGGUGGUCUCCAGCGCCCUGUACCGCAAGACCAGCCACCUGCUGGAGACCCUCUACCAGAUGAGCGCGAAUGCCAAGGUGGUGGACAUCACACGGCAGAGGACAGCGGCCAGCCCCACAGCCCAGCUCCUGGAGCAAACAGCCCGCCUGAAGUCACUGAGCGAAACCAUUGACAAACUGAAGGAUGAAGUCAUGAAGGAGACGGUCCUCCAGCACCCUGGCGCCCACAUCCCCACCGACUUCGGCACCUUCCCCUCGGCCCCCUUCCUGAAGGCCAAAGAGGAGCAGAAGGACGACACGGUCUACCUGGGCAAAGUGACCCUCCCCUGCCAGCCGGGCCACGGCCAGGUGCACCGGCUAGUCCUCACGCCGGAGCAGCUGCACAAGCUUCACACUCGCCUCAUCUGCUAAGAGAGCCCCGCCCCGCUCCUCUCCCCCCACUCUCUGCCGCCUCCCCACAUCUAGACGGCCCUCGGCUGCAAAGCUCGCCUCCCGCCACUGACGCUCCGAACGUCCGCGUGCUCUGGGCCUGGGUUGUGGCCCCCCACUCCAACUGGGAGGCCCUCUGGCGACCGCUCCCCCUUUCUGGGGCGUCGCUCUCGCUGCCUUACCGACAGGCACCGGCUGGCUGCCCCUUGGGCCAGGCUUCAAGCGCCGCUCUGCAUGUGCUGGGGGGCCUCCUCCUCCUCCUCCUCCUCCUCCUCCUCCUCCUCCUCCUGGACGCCUUCCCCCCUUGGCUAGCUUCCGGGCAUGCUACGGGGCCGGAUCCAAGGAGCAAACCCAAAGCACGGAGGGGAGGGGAGGGCACCCUGCUCCCCCACCUGUUAGAGGAGGGCAUUGAGGGGAACGCGGCCGGACCCUCCUCCGCUCCACCCCACGUAGUUCAGCCGCGGUUGCUAACGUAAAACGCUUGCACGAAGCUCUCUUGCUGUUGCCACCAAGACCAUUCAAAGGUCUCGGCUUGGGAGGCUCCGCGGUGAGAGGGCCCGGGCUGUGAGCGUGUCUCUCUGCCGGCAGCGGUGGGGGGCCUCUUCUCUUUGCAGAAGCACGCCAGGCCUCGUAAUCCUGCCGCUCAGCACCUCCGGCCCCAGCCUCUGCUCCCUUCCUGUGGGGUCCUCCGUCUUCGGUGCUUUCAUGUCAGUGGGGGUGAGGAGCCCCUCUUGCCAGGAGCGGGCGGAGCUGAGGCUGGCCAGCGCCAAGCACUUUGAGGCAGAGACCUUCUUGCAUGUUGACUUCUUGAGACAAUAAAAUAAACUCACUCGAA
Molecule: messenger RNA, 4688 nt
Organism: Elgaria multicarinata webbii
Lineage: Eukaryota; Metazoa; Chordata; Lepidosauria; Squamata; Anguidae
Gene: DCTN1
Product: dynactin subunit 1
Exons: 28
Coding region: 122-3835 (1237 amino acids)
Biological process (GO): nuclear migration; cytoplasmic microtubule organization; establishment of mitotic spindle orientation
Cellular component (GO): microtubule plus-end; microtubule associated complex; spindle pole
Molecular function (GO): microtubule plus-end binding
Source: RefSeq, a predicted model, not a curated record